AUGCACAACUCCUCCCGUGAGUUGUUUGAAAGUCCUCCGGGCAGCCCGCGCCCAGCGGAUCCCUGCGACCGCUUGGCGCAGACGGCGCCCCCUUUCGGAUCCCUGCGACCCCGAAGUCCGUCCGGAUUUGGAGGAAGCCGCGGGCUGUGGUCCACCUGGGCUUCCAAGACCAGUCGGCUCGUCUCAACGCCGAAGUCGAGUCUGCGGCUGGUGGAAAAGACCAAAGUGGACAAUGAAAAGUUCCGGAUCUGGCCCAGCCAUGGUGGUCGCGCCAACACGCCUUUGUCCUACUGGAAGGAAGAUGCAGUUCCGCUCGGGCGAAACACGCCGCCCACAGGUUUUCUGGAGAGCGGCAUGCGCAGCGCGUUGGCUGUCGGGGAUCCGUUGGCUUCGGGGAUUCACGAGACCGGCCUUCGGAACCUGGAUGGGAGCUGGGUUUCGCACGAUGGUGAACUGCGGGGCCAAGUCCACGGGGAGCACUUCUACUGGGCUUGUGAUGGAUCUGCCUCGCCUCUGCGUGUCUUUGGAGAACACCAGGAGUCGUUGUGUCUCUGGUUGGACGGCGUGCGGCACUUCGCCAUCCUGGGGCCCGACGGGCGACGCUUGAGCUGGGCCGAUGGCGACGUCUGGCUGCGCCGGGAGCGGCACGACCCCGAGCUGGAGGAGGCCGUGAAGGCGCAAUGUCGCAGGACGCCUGCCCAGAAGAGUCUUUGUGGGGCGACACGGUAG
This is a messenger RNA of Cladocopium goreaui, 729 nucleotides long. Lineage: Eukaryota; Dinophyceae; Suessiales; Symbiodiniaceae. The record is from the annotation of a GenBank genome assembly.